AUGGAGUCCACCCUCCCAAAACCUGGAGCAGGCGCUGCAGGUGUUCAGCAGCCAGUAGCCGUCCCUCCUGGUGGUUUGCAGCCGCUCGCUGAGGUUCCAGAGCCUGCAGACCAGGGAAAGGUAGAUGGAACCAAGAGUGAAAAUGAACUCCCUGCCGGAGAAGGAGAUGGAAAGAUGUUCUCACUUGACAGUUCUCUGUCAUCCUCGGACAGCGAGGAUGAGGGUAUCGGCAAGAAAGACAAGAAGAAGAAGAAGAAGAAGCUCAAGAAAAAGAAGAAAUAUAACUUCCCUAACUCCCCCGCCUCUUUCUCAAUAGGAUUCUGGCUCAUCCUCAUCUUCCUCCUCUCUUCUUCCUCCAGUGGCUCUUCAGACAGUGACAGUGCGGAGGACAGGAAGGUGAAGAAGAAGAGGAAAAAGGAUGACCAGAGAGAGUAUGUCUGGGACACUGUUAUCACGUGCUGCGAUGAUCAACUAGAACAGGAUUUCACCUCAUCAGAUGAGGAGGAUGACAAGAAGAAAGACAAGAAAAAGAAGAAGAAGAAGGACAAAAAGAAGAAGAAAAAGAAGAAGAAGGAUUCGUCUUCAUCUUCAUCUGACAGUUCAUCCUCCGACAGUGAAGAUGAAAAGAAAAAGAAGAAGAAAAAGAAGAAGAAGAAGAAAAAGAAGAAGAAGGAUUCAUCUUCAUCUUCAUCUGACAGUUCAUCCUCUGACAGUGAGGAUGAAAAGAAAAAGAAGAAGAAGAAAAAGAAGAAGAAGAAGAAGAAGGACUCCAGCUCCUCUUCCUCAGACAGUUCUUCCUCAUCAUCCUCCUCCUCUGACAGCGAGGAUGACAAAAAGAAAAAGAAGAAGAAAGACAAGAAGAAGAAAAAAAAGAAAGACAAGAAAAAGGAUUCUAGCUCUUCAUCUUCUGACAGCGAGAAAGAUAAGGAGAAAAAGAAGAAGGACAAGAAAAAGAAGAAGAAGAAGGAUGAACAGCAAAAUGAGCUUUGCAUUGCUCCAUCUCUCUCAGCACUUUAUGGUGAAAUUGCAGAACCAUGUGAUGAUGGAGAUAAGAAGAAAGCUGCGGACAAGGCCAAGAAAGAGCCUAAAGCAACAGGAGAAGACAAACUGUCCAUUGUCUGGCCAGAGGAAGCAAAAGCAUUCCCUGGUUGUAUUGAGGAAGGCAACCUGAGUGAUGAUGAGGGAGAAGGAGGGAAGGACAAGGAGAAAAAGAAGAAGUUGAAGAAGAAGAAAAAGGAUUCUGGCUCAUCUUCAGGCAGUGAUGAUGAUAAAAAAGACAAGAAGAAGAAAAAGAAAAAGAAGGAAAAGGACUCCUCCAGCUCUUCCUCUUCUUCAUCCUCUGAUAGCUCUUCCUCAGACAGCGAGGAUGACAAGAAGAAAAAGAAGAAGAUGAAGAAGAAGAAGGACAAGGAUUCCAGCUCCUCCUCCUCUUCUUCAUCUUCUGAUAGUGAAGAUGACAAGAAGAAGAAGAAGAAGAAAAAGAAGAAGACUAAGAAGAAGAAGGACAAGGAUUCCAGCUCUUCCUCCUCUUCUUCUGAUAGUGAAGAUGACAAGAAGAAGAAGAAGAAGAAGAAGAAAAAGAAGAAGACAAAGAAGAAGAAGGAUAAGGAUUCCAGCUCUUCCUCAUCCUCUGAUAGUGAAGAGGACAAGAAGAAAAAGAAGAAGAAGAAGAAGAAGAAGAAGAAGUGCAGCUCUUCUGAUGAUAGCUCCUCCUCUUCCUCUGAUAGUGAUGAUGACAAGAAGAAAAAGUCAAAGAAAGAUAAGAAAAAGAAGAAAGAUAAGAAGAAGAAAAAGGACAAAAAGAAGAAGAAGGAUUCUUCCUCUGACUCCUCCAGCGAUUCUUCUAGCGGUGAUGAGAAGAAGAAAAAGAAAAAGAAGAAAAAGGAUAAAAAAAAGAAGAAGAAGAACAAGAAAGAUAAGAAAAAGGACUCAGAUUCUUCUAGCAGUGAUGACGACAAGAAGAAAAAGAAGAAGAAAGACAAGAAGAAGAAAAAGAAGAAGGACAAAAAGAAGGACUCGAGCUCCAGUUCAUCUGAUAGUUUCAAGGGCAGUGAUAAGGAAAAUAAAAAGGACGAGGCAGACAAGAAGGACAAGAAAAAGAGUUCAGGUUCAUCGGGAAGUGAAACUGAAAAGAUGAGAAGCCCUCUUGGUGAAAUAAGCGGCGAGCCAAAAAUGGAAACUCCUGGCUCCGGUGGGGGCGGACUUUCAGGUCCAUGUAGCAGCUUCUCUAAGCCUGCUGGUGCUCCUUCCGAUGCUCCUGUUGUUGCUCCAGUUGGGGCUCCUUCUGGUGCUCAUGUCUCCUACGUGUCACUCCCAUCCAAACCCCUUGUAAAGCUGGAUCCAAGUCUCUCAGCAGCCUCCAAGCCCUCUCUCCCUGCCUCCUCCUUCAGUUUCGGGGAUAGGGCUACCAUUCGCAGACCUCCCAGCCCCAUGGAGUCCCUGAUGGGGAGCCCAAGGAGGUACGGAGAUGCAGGGACCCGUUCCACCUCCCACCUCUCCUCUAGUGACCUAUUGAAAGGCCCUAGGCCUUACCAAUCAUGAGAUGUCAUAGAUCAAAUAAGAUGUUACUGACACAGCUUACAUGACCCUUGAGGAUGUUAUGAUGAUUUAUGCUCUAAUGAUGCUUUAAGUGCCUUCAUUUUACGCAACAAACUGUUCAACUUUAGGAAGAUAAUUACCCCAUGAAAAAUGAAUUGAAUUAAAAAGUAUGAAUAGCCCUUAAUUAGCUUUUUUAAUUGGUAAGACUAAGCACAUUUGUGGCAGAAUCGUCAUUUUAUAAUCACAUGAAAUAAUUCAAAAUCCUUGCUGUGCAGAAUAAAAAAAACACCAUUUUAUUUGUUUUGUUUGCUGUCUACUUCUUAUGUUGCCUUCAGGUACUCCAUCCAAUCCCAGGGUCUGCAGGUCCGAAGCGAGAACUGAGAUGAUGGUCACUGUAGCUGUUUAGCGUCUUCGGAUGUGGACAUUUACAUUGUGCUGGAGCUUCUGAAUGAAGAGGGAAAUGGGAAUAAUCCCACCGUCAGAUGUUGUACUAAAGUAAUAAUGUUUUAGGUUUGGUUUAUAUGACGGUUUUUAAUACUAGCGAGAUACUCACCAGAAACAUUGGUUAUACAUUUUUUUUAAAAGGCUGAACAUUUAGCAGUUUUACAACCUGCACGCUAUAAUGAGGUGCUUCCUCUCACAUUUUCAGAAUGUUGGUCCUGGAAGUGAUGUUAUUGAACUUAAAAAUAACAGGAGCUGGUAACAAUAUGACAAACACAAUGUUCUAUGUUCUGUAACUUCAAUUUAUAUUGUCAGAUGAUCCUACAUUGGAUCACAAAAGUGCAUCUUGUCCCCCAAUACUAACUUUUAACUAUUUAACAUUUACAGACUUAUAGUUAGAACUGGUGCGAUUUUCCUAACAAAUAUUCUAGAUUUUAGAACUUUCACCUUAAUUAAAAAGGAUUCAAUUAGUUGUGAAAUAUAUCACGUUCAAAUCAGAGAAAUGGUCAAUUAAGUGCUAAAUGUAUCGUUUGGUAUUGAUGAUAAAGGUACACGUUAAACUCAGAUUAUGUACAUUUUGAAAGAAAAAAUAAAGUCCAAAAAAUAAAAGUUAAAGUUGCAAUAAAACGCAACCUCACCCAGUUUAAUGCACUCAGGUAUUAUGUUGCUGCUUAGGACAUUCAACUUGUAUCCAUUCCACCCUUCAAUAAAAGUUAUCUUUCUCUGCAGGUUUAUGGUUUGUGUUUUAAACAAACAGUUCUUAAAUUAAAUAUCUCCACCUGCAGUUGAAAGUAGCUCCUCUCGUAAAGUGGCUGGGGGCGUGUUUUGGUCACGUGAUUGAGGUGCGGUUUAUCCAGUUUCCUGUUUGUGUCACAAGCAGCAGGGAAGGUGUCUUGUUGGGAAAAGCUCAGCAACAAAAAUGUCUUUCGAUCUGGCGUCAGCUUUAGGUGGGGGGGAAGAGGAUGUGAAGAAGGGGGAAGCUCAGAAGGAUGAGAUUAAGUUGCCCUGGAAGAAGGACAAGGGAGACUGCAAGGACAAGUCCGACUCAACACACAAGUCUGACAAAGAUCACAAGUCUGAUAAAAAGCACACAUCCGACAAAGACGACAAGUCCCACAAAUCGCAUAAAUCUGAUAAAAAGCACAAGUCUGACAAAAAGCACAAGGACAAGCACGACAAAGACCACAAGAAGAAGGACAAGAAGAAGAAGGAAAGGAAGGAGGGACAUUCAUCAGGCUCCUCGUCGUCUUCAUCCUCCAGCAGUGAUGAUGAGUAAAUGCCGCUGAUCUGAAACCCAGGAGUGUUCAUCUAACAGCUAAGGAUUGAUGCUUCCUGAGGGACCGACCGGACUGCUCUGUCAGUCUCUUGUGAUCUGAAUAAACUAAAUUAAUGUGUUUGUUUGAGUGUGCAAUAGAGCCAAGCUUUCUCUGUGUCCUGUCAUUGAUGUCACUGAAACAUGCUGGUGCUGUGUAUACUGCUGAUUAAUUGAAGUAAAUGUUUUAACAAAAAAAGGCUUGUUUGUUUUUUUCCCCCUCCAGUUCUAAAUAAAAGUGCAUUAUCUUCACCACAAGGUGACAGUGUUGUAUAUAAUAAGAUACUUUAAAGUUCAAAUACAUAUUGAAUUUAUAUUUAAGGAUUAAAAAAUAUGGAGAAUGUUGUUACUUUUCAUUGCAUUUAUUUUUGUUUUAAUGCCAAAAUAGAAAUAGAUAUAUUCAUUUAUUCUCAGAAAAAGACAAUGUAAGACACAGUAAUCAUGCUGUAGAUCGUGUUUUGUCUCAUGUGCUUUGUUGUAUAGUGAUUGAUCGUUUUCCUUUAUAUCGUGUUGAGGAAACUACAAAUAUAUUUAUAUGUAUUGUUACUACAUUUUUAAAGAGAGGUACAUUUCAUUCAAUUUAUUUUUCUGCGGUUGUUGAGGGCAAGUUCGUUAUUGAAUAUAGACUUACAGAAGGGUAAAACACUUCUGUACUUUACUAAGAUUGGCUACUAACCUCUUUUACAGAGCUAAGUGACAUGUUAUUUAAAUGCAGCAGUUAGGGUUUGGGUUAUUUGCAAUGUUUUAUAUGUUCAUUGCAUGCAGACUGCAACUUUUCAGGUACCAUUGCCCUUGUUUACGAAGGGUUUUUCAGAAUGCUGUUAAAUGUGUUGAGCUGCAUGAAUCCAAUCUGUCCUCAGAUGACGAGAGUUUCUUAGGAAUCAGAGAUAAUCAUACAGUAUGACUUGGAAAACAAGAUGCUCUGCAUUCUCUAACAUCUAGUUUUCAUUAUUGGAAAUACGCACUGUUCCUUCUAAGUAUAGCUACUGUUGUAGAGUCACACCCUUCUACCCAGGCUGCACCUCUUAUCCCCAGCAACAUACAACACUAUGUUAGUAAGACAAAGUACCAAACAAAAAAUGUUACUUUUCAAAUAACUAUUUUGGAAUUAUAUUAGAAUUUAAAAUACGUGUUCAAAAGUGCAAGUACAUUUCCAAAACUACUGGAAGUGCCGCAGUUUUGAAUGUCUUGUUCUGUACUGUUUUUGUUGUACACCCACAAAAUGAACCUUGAAACAAGUUGUUUUCUUUUAAAAACGGGUUGAGAUAAUCUAACUACACUGGCAGAUCGAUUUAUCACCAACCAAGAACUUUUAGAACUCAAUUAAUUUUCAAUAAAAAUGCUAUUUAAAAGUAAUGCAAAGGUGAUAAAAAAAAACCAAUGGCAUGUAGGCCUAUAGAAACACUCAUAAAAGGGCUUUUCAACUUUUCACUUUAAGAAGUACUCUAUUUGAACUUCUCCUGUAUUUAUAAUAUUGACAACUUUGUACUGUGCAUUCCUAAAUUUAAUAUCUCUGCCUGCACUUGAACAUAUCUGCCCUGCAGUAAAUACGUUUAUAUCAGGUUACAAUAACAAAGGGAGCGGUGGUUGGGGGUGUGGUGAGGUUAUGUUUUGUAGUUUGUGUGGUUUAUAUAAUUACCUGUUUGUCAGUCUCUGUGGCCACUUGUUUGGUGAAGCGCACAAACAGGAGUCACAAUGGAUUGCCCAGGUGCGAAGAAGAAAAACAAGGAUGGCAAGGACAAGUCUGGAAGUAAGCAAAAGUCAAAGGACAAGGAGUGCAAAGAUGGCAAGAAGAAGGAUAAGAAACACAAGGAGAAGAAGGAUGGGAAGAAAUCAGGCGACGACUCUUCUUCAUCUUCUAGCAGUGACGAGGAGUGAUGCAUCCUGAGGGACCGGCCUGCUCUCUCUCCGUCUCUUCACUCCUGUUGAAACAACUAUACUUCCUGUUCUUUCUUUGGUGUCCUGUAAACCUUCUGGUGUUGUGUCAACAAAUGUGUUGAUUCCUAGAAGUAAAUGUUCUGACGAAAAAUGUUCGAGUUAUUCUGUCAAAUAAACGUUAUUUCCUUCACCACA
Messenger RNA from Eleginops maclovinus (Patagonian blennie), 6364 nucleotides. Its product is annotated as cylicin-2-like. The transcript has 34 exons. Lineage: Eukaryota; Metazoa; Chordata; Actinopteri; Perciformes; Eleginopidae. Bases 1 to 2541 code for a protein of 846 amino acids. The record is from RefSeq and is a predicted model, not a curated record.